This is a messenger RNA of Symbiodinium sp. CCMP2456, 459 nucleotides long. Lineage: Eukaryota; Dinophyceae; Suessiales; Symbiodiniaceae. The record is from the annotation of a GenBank genome assembly.
AUGGAAUGGGGGUGCUCUUAUCGAGAAGAGCAGGAAGAGCAGCCGAUGGCAAAGGCACGGAAGAGGCAGCCGAAGAAGAUCACUCCAGUGACUGCAGCGCCGGUGGAUUUCAAGUUGCCUGCGAACAUCAAGACGUGGGGUCGGUUGCCUCUUCCAGUGCUUGCUAGUAUCCUGAACCACUGCGAGCCUGAGAAGUUCACUGAGGAGAACCUUGGACAGCUGAACGGCAGGCGUCAGUUGGCGAAUUCUGAAGCUGCUCCACUUGUGGAGUUUCUCACGAACAUCUCCCCUGACACCCCUAUACCUGCAGCACAGACCGUGGCGGCUCUGGCCUCGACGGCAGCAGACCUGAACGAGCAGCUGUUCCGAAGAGGCGCAGCGUUUCACAUCACUUCUCCGCUCGAUUGGCAGAGGAGGGGCUGCAACACCGUCGAGUGCCCAGCGGAGCUGGACACCUAA